AUGGGUUUACAUAUGGCAGACGAUCUAUUCAGUGUUGGCAAUAUAUGUUUAGUUGGUUGGUCGAAAACGGUCGAUGGAGGGGGUGGCCCGUUAUGUAUUCCUCUCAUCUAUAGAUCGUCUGAUUUUACCCAAACUUUAAUAAAAUCCGGUUCAGUUCAGUCAUACGAUUUGGCGUAUAUGAAUGCUUCGACUGGAAACGAUUUAAUUAAUGGUACAAGAAAUGGAAGAAUGCUGUUUUCAAACUUAGCAUACAAUAAUGAUGCAUUCAACGGCAUUCGCGUAAUACCAGAUGAAUUUUGUGCAGAUUUUGGAGCAUUAGAUAACGAAAUAGCUCUUGUCUCAAAUGGAAUGAAAGGUUUCGAACUCUCUCCCGAUUUAAACGCCCGUAUCGAAAGUGAUGAUUAUUGUGGGAUAAUUCAACAGAUAAAAGUUGGCUUCGAAGUAAUUAUGAAGGCGCCUGAUGAAUUUUCAAUCUGGUCACAAAAUAUUGUUGAUCGCAUGCGAGAUCUUUCUUUCAAUGAAGAAGCAUUGUUAAAAGUAGUCGAAAUGAGCUUGCAAAUGGCGACAGCUAUAGAUUCAACGCAAUAUACAUUUGGGCAACUUUUUAAGUAUAUUCAAGAAGGAUUGCCUCAACUGCAUUUUGGCGAAAAAUUUCUUGUACCUGUUUUACUGGAAUUCACCAAAAGUCAAAGGCGAUUAUUAGUUGAUAAUCAAAAACGAAAUCUUUUACACUUGUUUGCUGAAAUUUUUGCAAGUUUUUUAACGAAUGCUGGCGAAAAAUUUCCGUGUCUUGUGAAAUCCUUUGGUGAGCAGUUAUAUGAAUUCACAAAUAAUGAUUGUCUUAAUGAAAAAAAAAUAACUGAUGAGUCGCUUAUAGCUGUAAUUGGAGCGCUCCAGGUGUCGGGGAAAUAUCUUGAUAGUGACCCACAAGGAAAUGAAAUAAUGAAUGUGAUAUUAACUAGACUGAAUGCUUUUGCUAAUGCGCAUCCUGGAAUUAGUAGCCAUGUAAAAGAUAAAAUUCGGAAUUUAAACGUUAUGCGCAAUAAUGAUUGGUACUCAACGGACGAGAAACGACUUGUGUCGGAUAUAACGAUCGCAGACUCAGAUUUUUCCGACAUUAUCGGUCCUGAUGGAAAACCAUUAACGCUUGAAGAAUUAGAGUUUCUUCAAAGUCAGAUUGAUAAAGUGGAAUCACAACGGUCAACUGCAGUUGAUCCGGAGGAUUUGGAUAACUUGGAUAUAACUCGAGAUUAUGAAGAUUUCAUAGAAAUGGUUGAAGAAGAAAGGGAAAUGAAGAGACAGCUUGAGAGUAAUGUGCAAACUAUUGAAACUGAUUUCCCCAAAUUGGAUUUAAAUGAUAAGGGAGUAGAUGAUACUCAAUAA
Molecule: messenger RNA, 1383 nt
Organism: Dracunculus medinensis (Guinea worm)
Lineage: Eukaryota; Metazoa; Nematoda; Chromadorea; Rhabditida; Dracunculidae
Source: the annotation of a GenBank genome assembly